AUGGUCCGCUGGGUGCACACCCACGUCUUCGAGGACAGCUUGCACCCCUCGUGGAGCGAGCGCGCCUCCUCUGGCGCCCACGCCAACCUGUCCGACUCGCGUGCAGCCGGCCGGCGAGCGCCUCGCGGCAGCGGCUCUGGCGGCCUGCGUUGUGCGCGAGUCCUGCGCACGAACCUCCCGGCGCAUGGCUCGCUGCAGCUCCGCGCCGCCGGUCCGAUGAGGCACGGCCCUAUGGUCGUCUCCAUGCGCGUGCACCUCCCAACCGCCGCCGGCUGCGCGGCGUGCUCACGUGCCGGCUGCCUCCAACGCCCAGGGUGGCGUUGUGGCGGCGACGCCUGCCUCUCGCUACGCCGCUCGGGCCAGCGCGAGCAGGCUGCACGCUUCGCCCCGCUGUGCGCUUUUGGCGACGUCGGCCACGGCUGGUCGCGCAUCUCUGCUGGCGCCGGUCUCUUCGCCGGCGGCAGGGCCGGCGACGGCUUCGACGAGAUCGUGCUCCUCGCCGGCGCCCGCCCCGUCAUCCUCUCGCUCGACGACGUGAUGCUGACCAGUUCCGCACCGCCGCCGCCGCUGCUGCCGUUCCCGCCGCCGCUGCCACCGCCCGCGGCGCCCGCCCGGGGCUGGUGCUCCUACCUCUCCUCGGAGCACGCGCGCGCGGGAGGUGCAGCGCUGCCGCUGUGUGCGAUGGACGGGGACCACCUGCAAGGGCGCUGGCUGCGCAACUGCGAUCCGGCAGCCAUCCGGCGGCCCGAGAGGUAUGCGUACGGCUCGCCGCUCCCGCGCACAAACGGUUCGUGGGACUACCGGCUGUGUUCGCGCAUGGGCUACGCGCAGCGGGCGCGCACGCGCGAGGCGCUCGCUUGGAGCUGGGUGCCCGACCAGUGUGCGCUGCGGCAGGUAGACGGAGCCGAGUUUGGCGCAUGGCUCGCGGGCCGGCGGCUGCUGUUCUGGGGCGACUCCCUCUCGGGCCAGGCCUUCUACUCGCUCCUCUUCUCGCUCGGCGCCGAGGUGGAGCGGGUGGCCGACUUGCCACCCGAGCCCGCCGCCCUCGACGCUUUCCUCGACGGCCGCACCGGCGGCCCUCUGUGCAGCUACGGCGGCGUCGGCGACGAGGGCGGCGCGCUGACGGCGGCGGCGUUGCGGUCGGGCGGCACACUUGUCAAGGUGCUGGGUCACGCGCCGAUGGUGGACGAGCUGCGCCGGCCGCUCUCCGCGCCUUGGGCGUGGUGGGAGCCGCUGCUGCGCCGCGCCGACAUCGUCGUGGCGAAUGUGGGCCACCACUACCGCGCGCUCGACGGGCGCUACGCCCGCUACGGCGCGAUGGUCCGCGCCGCUCUCGCACGUUUUGACGCACGCAUGCCGCCGCACGCGCACCUCGUCUUCCGCACGUCCAACAUCGGGCACUUGGGGUGCGAGCGCGCCGCCGCGCCGCUGCCCUCGCGGGCCGCUGCAUGGAGCGCAUUGGGUGGUUGGGAGUGGUCUGCGCCGCCCUUCCAGCCUGAGUACUUUGGCCAGGCUCGUGCGGGCGUGGCGGACGUGUACGAUUGGCGCGCUCCGCCGUCGCACGAGUCGCUCUGGGCCACCCUCGCUGCCAGCGCGGCGGGUGGCGGCUUGCGAGGCCGCAUCGCGCUGCUCAACGUCUCCCACCUCGAUCUGCGCGCUGACGGCCACGUGGCGGAUGCGAUGGGGCUGCACGCCGACGCCAGCAAGGCGGCCAAGCCGCCCGAUUGCCUCCACUAUUGCUUGCCCGGCCCGGCGGACGCGUGGGCGCACGCAAUCUACAACCUGCUCCUCAAUAACCCGCGUUAUAGACGGCGGAGGAGCCGCACGGAGCGACCGACCAGCGGGUCUUGCUCUCCUCCACGGCAAUGCAACGGCUCUGGUUUAUAG
Emiliania huxleyi CCMP1516 is the source of this 1887-nucleotide messenger RNA. RefSeq lists its product as hypothetical. NCBI's taxonomy places the organism in Eukaryota, Haptophyta, Isochrysidales, Noelaerhabdaceae. The transcript has 2 exons. The record is from RefSeq and is a predicted model, not a curated record. Gene Ontology annotation, molecular function: O-acetyltransferase activity. Bases 1 to 1887 code for a protein of 628 amino acids.